GUCUUUGUCUGUUUCAUCUUCUCUCUCCAUCUGUACUCUCAUGACUUCUUCAAGAUCGGUCAAAUUGUUUCUCCAAUGGAAGCUAUUCAGUUCGAUUAUUCUUCUUCUCCAAGCGAAAUCCACCAGGGGACUCACGGAUGAUAGCGAUUGGCUCCGGCGGAUCAGCGGGAACGUGGCACCUUACCGGACGAUCUUCGUCGACCCAUCUGGGCGGCUUGGCAACGUCACCACCAUACAGUCUGCCAUCGAUUCAAUUCCCUCGAACAAUAAGAAGUGGGUUUGCAUCUAUAUCAAGAAAGGGAUUUACAGGGAGAAGGUGAAAAUACCAGAGGACAAGCCUUAUAUCAUCCUCAAAGGACAAGCGAAGAGGACGACUGAGAUCGUGUGGGACGACCACGACAACAUCGUGCAAAGCCCAACUUUCACAUCUCUGGCUGAUAACAUCAUUGCUAAAAGCAUCAGUUUCAGGAAUUCAUAUAAUAAUCCUAUUAACAAGAAACACCCUAGGGUUCCAGCAGUUGCAGCUAGGGUUUCUGGGGACAAGAACGUGUUCCAUAGAUGUGGGUUCUAUGGUUUGCAAGAUACGUUGUGGGACGACAAAGGACGACACUAUUUCAAGCGUUGCACAGUCCAAGGAGCUGUUGAUUUCAUAUUUGGUGGUGGUCAGUCCAUUUACGAGAAUUGUGCAAUCUCGGUGCUUGGAGGAGCCCUAGGGUCUGGAGUGACAGGAUUCAUCACAGCGCAAGGCAGGAGCAACCCAGACGAUGCAAGUGGGUUCGUGUUCAAGGAGUGCAAUGUGUUUGGCUCCGGCUCGGCCUUGUUGGGAAGGGCGUGGAGAGCCUAUGCGAGAGUCAUCUUCUAUCGCUCCAAUUUCACCGACGUUGUGAAUCCUCGAGGCUGGGACGCAUGGAAUUUUGCCGGACAAGAGUCCCAAUUGACAUUUUCAGAAUACGAGUGCUAUGGACCUGGGUCGGGUACUUCUCUCCGGGCGAGUUGGGAGAAGAAGCUGAACGCGGCAACAGUCAACCAGUUGACUAGCACGAGUUUUGUCGACUCCGAAGGAUGGCUAAGCAGUCAACCUUCCUGAUACUCUGCAUGGAUUUAGAUUACCUUCUGUUAUACUCAUUGAUUAUUCCCUUUUCCAUCACGGAAAUGUGUGAAUUAGUUGAUUGGAUUAUUGGCAUGUAACUAGGAAUAGGUGAUUCAGAAGUUGGUAGAGUUGUGUACAUCUUUGUGCGUAUGUAAU
This is a messenger RNA of Eucalyptus grandis, 1246 nucleotides long. RefSeq names its product probable pectinesterase 55. Gene Ontology annotation, biological process: cell wall modification. Gene Ontology annotation, molecular function: pectinesterase activity. Lineage: Eukaryota; Viridiplantae; Streptophyta; Magnoliopsida; Myrtales; Myrtaceae. The record is from RefSeq and is a predicted model, not a curated record. The transcript has 5 exons. Bases 41 to 1087 code for a protein of 348 amino acids.